AUGACUGGAAACAACCAAAGUGUCCUCUCCCAGUUCUUCCUUCUGGGCCUGUCCAUCCCCCAAGAGCACCAGCUCCUGUCCUAUGCCCUGUUCCUGGCCAUGUACCUCAUCACUGUCCUGGGGAACCUCAUCAUCAUCAUCCUCAUUAUAUUGGACUCCCAUCUCCAUACACCCAUGUACUUGUUUCUCAGCAACUUGUCCUUCUCUGACCUCUGUAUCUCCUCUGUCACAAUGCCCAAAUUGCUGCAGAACAUGCAGAGCCAGGACCCAUCUAUCUCCUACGUGAGUUGUCUGACACAAAUGUACUUUUUUAUGGUUUUUGCAAAUAUGGAGAGCUUACUUCUUGUGGCCAUGGCCUAUGACCGCUAUGUGGCCAUCUGCUUCCCCCUUCAUUACACCAGCAUCAUGAACCCCAAAUUCUGUGCUAGUCUAUUGAUGCUAUUGUCAAUGCUGACCACAUUUCACGCCACAAUGCACACCCUACUCAUGGCUAGAUUGUCUUUUUGUGAGAACAAUGUGAUCCCCCACUUUUUCUGUGACAUAACUGCAGUCAUGAAGCUGGCCUGCUCAGACACUUAUGUUAAUGAAUUGAUGAUAUUUAUCAUGGGCGGGCCCUUCAUUAUUGUACCAUUCCUACUCAUUGUUACAUCCUAUGUAAGAAUUAUCUCCUCCAUUCUCAAGGUUUCUUCUACCCAGAGUAUCCACAAGGUCUUCUCCACCUGUGGAUCCCACUUGUCUGUGGUGUCUCUGUUCUAUGGGACAGUUAUUGGUGUUUACUUAUGUUCAACAGCUAAUAAUAGUUUUACUGUAAAGGAGACUGUCAUGGCUAUGAUGUACACAGUGGUGACUCCCAUGCUGAACCCCUUCAUCUACAGCCUGAGGAACAGAGACAUGAAGGGGGCUCUAAUAAGAGUUAUCUGCAAUAGGAAAAUCUCUUUGUAA
This is a messenger RNA of Peromyscus eremicus (cactus mouse), 942 nucleotides long. Its product is annotated as olfactory receptor 1468-like. Lineage: Eukaryota; Metazoa; Chordata; Mammalia; Rodentia; Cricetidae. Gene Ontology annotation, cellular component: membrane. The record is from RefSeq and is a predicted model, not a curated record. The coding region runs from base 1 to 942 and encodes 313 amino acids. Gene Ontology annotation, biological process: G protein-coupled receptor signaling pathway. The transcript has a single exon. Gene Ontology annotation, molecular function: G protein-coupled receptor activity; olfactory receptor activity.